AUUAGGGCCGUGAUCAGCAUUCGAGCGCUUUCCAACCCACAAGCGCUAAUCAAACCCAUUUGGGAUCCGCCAUAAACGACAAACAACGCGGCGGGCAACUCAUAACGCGACCUCAUCCAGAAAACCAAACCCGCAAAACAACCGGCCGCAAAAGCAAUCUCAACCCUCGAACGCACGCAAACCCACCAAACCACAGCUUCCACCAACACUCAAACAUAUAGCAAAGAUGUCUGACGACGUAGCUGCACUCGUGAUUGACAACGGCUCCGGAAUGUGCAAGGCCGGUUUCGCCGGUGACGACGCUCCUAGGGCUGUCUUUCCUUCGAUUGUCGGAAGGCCUAGGCACCAAGGCGUUAUGGUUGGGAUGGGUCAAAAGGACUCUUAUGUGGGGGAUGAGGCCCAGUCGAAGAGGGGUAUCUUGACUCUUAAAUAUCCUAUCGAACAUGGUAUCGUUACCAACUGGGACGAUAUGGAGAAGAUUUGGCACCACACGUUCUACAACGAGUUGCGAGUUGCACCCGAAGAACAUCCGGUUCUCUUGACCGAAGCCCCGCUCAACCCGAAGGCUAACCGCGAAAAGAUGACGCAAAUUAUGUUCGAGACCUUCAACACGCCCGCCUUCUACGUCGCCAUCCAAGCCGUUCUCUCUCUCUACGCCUCCGGUCGUACCACAGGUAUCGUCCUCGACUCCGGUGACGGUGUCUCGCACACGGUGCCCAUCUACGAAGGUUACGCUCUGCCCCACGCGAUUCUCCGUCUCGACCUCGCCGGGCGUGAUCUCACCGAUUACCUGAUGAAAAUCCUCACCGAGCGCGGAUACUCCUUCACGACCACCGCCGAACGUGAAAUCGUUCGCGACAUCAAGGAAAAGCUCUGCUAUGUUGCUCUCGAUUUCGAGCAGGAGAUGCAGACCGCGGCGCAAUCGUCCGCCCUCGAGAAGUCGUACGAGCUUCCCGAUGGACAGGUCAUCACCAUUGGAAACGAGCGUUUCCGUGCCCCCGAAGCUCUCUUCCAGCCUAGCUUCCUCGGACUCGAAGCCGCGGGUAUCCAUGAGACGACUUACAACUCGAUCAUGAAGUGUGAUGUCGAUAUCAGGAAGGACUUGUACGGGAACAUUGUUCUGAGUGGUGGAACAACCAUGUACCCCGGCAUCGCUGAUCGCAUGCAACGCGAAAUCACCGCCCUCGCUCCCAGCUCCAUGAAGAUUAAGAUCGUCGCGCCUCCCGAACGCAAGUACUCCGUGUGGAUCGGUGGUUCCAUCCUCGCAUCCUUGUCUACGUUCCAGCAGAUGUGGAUCUCCAAGCAGGAGUACGAUGAGAGUGGCCCAAGCAUUGUGCAUCGCAAGUGCUUCUAAGCAGAAAACUCUGGGGAUGGUGCGCCUGGAUUUAUGCGUGGAGCAAUGACUUGGUUGGAGUCGUUCGUUGGCGUUCUGUGAUACUCUUUUGCUUGUUGUUCGAGAUGAAGCGUUGCUUUCACGUUUCGUUGUGUGCGUCUUUGUAGUUUGUUCUCUUUUAAGGAAACUUUCUGUUUUACGAAAAAAAAAAAUGGGAGUUGUAAAAACAAUCAUUGGGAAG
Molecule: messenger RNA, 1574 nt
Organism: Fimicolochytrium jonesii
Lineage: Eukaryota; Fungi; Chytridiomycota; Chytridiomycetes; Spizellomycetales; Powellomycetaceae
Product: actin
Exons: 4
Coding region: 227-1354 (375 amino acids)
Source: RefSeq, a predicted model, not a curated record